GGACGCCUUGAUGCUUUAUGCCCGGCAUAAUUGUACCAGUACCAGAAUAUGAGUACCUAUACAAAAUAUUAUUAGUCGUUAAUGUGAUUGCCUUACGAGUGUUCACUCGUAAUUGACAGUAGUUGAGUGCACUUCUGUUAGAAUAUGUAAAACCAAAUCUUUAACCUUGCACCGCAGGUAACAAAUAAAUGUUUUGUGAAACAGUACUGUUUUAAACAAGCCAAGUCCGUGUCGGAUUCGCCCACCGAACGUUACGUACGAUUUUAUCAAUUUUGGACCUUGCCUUCUUGAAUUAGUCGCCUAGCUUAUUAAAUAGUUGUAACAGCAAUCAAAUAUUGUACUUUUAAAUUUUAUUAUUGAGUCAUGCCUGAAGAGUGCAUGACAGAGCGUGAUCUGUUGGUAGUAGUCAAUGAUUUGGAAGACUACACACUCAACAUACAAAAUUAUAAAACUCUGCAAAACACAUUAGAUGCAGUGGAUCAAAUUACUGCACAAUCAGCGGAAAAGUUGUUGUCACUAUGUAUUCGAGAUGGGAUCGAAGACUUGAAGUAUGCAGCGCAUACUAUAAAAAUUAUUACAACACUAAUUACAAAAACAAAGAACGGACAAUGCUCCUCAUCACCUAAUUUUGUACCUUCAGCAGCAGCAUUAGUAAAUUUACUUAAAACCUCCGCAUUAUGCACUACUGUUGAAGCAUUGAAGACUCUUUGCUUUGAGACUCUUAAUUCUUAUCCUGAUGAAACUCUUGUUGGUCUAUGUGUAAACCAUUCAGAUGAAAUAUUAGAACUUCUUAAAUUAUACAAUCAGCAAUUGAUACCACAUGAAAUCAGGGUUAUGCCCAUAAUUCUAAUAGGAAAGCUCCUCAAAAUACUACCCACAAAUGAAAAAGCAACAUUUGUACAACAUGGAAUUGAUGUCUGGUUUACACAAUUUAUUCCAAUUGUAGUUCAAAUGACGACUGAAACAAAAAACAUGGCAAUAUUGGAGAGCCUGGAAUUGUUGACAGAUGAACUUGUAAAAUAUGAUUAUCAAAAGAAUGAACAUUGGCUUAAAGUGUUUGAAAAUAUUUAUACACCAAUAAGGUAUCCAGCCCUAAUUAAAGACAUCUUAGAAAAAGGCUGUGAUUAUUGGCAUAGAUUGUGGAUAAUUUUCAUAAAAUUGCUAAAAAAUCAAAUAACAAUAAGCAUUGCAACUGCUAGUCCUAUCAAUGUAUUGCUGGGGUGUGUAGAGAUGGCCUUCAAAAUGGACAUUGCGGAGAGGCGCAGAGCUUUCCUAUGUUGGGAUGCUUUAAUAAAUGUCUUCUCUAAGGAAACUAAUGAGGCUAUGCUCAAAAAAAGGUUAAAACUUCUGAUGGUACCUCUCACAGCUAACAAUGCGAGGGUAGAGGAAAUAGUGCUGGCAAAAUUUAACACUUGGUGGCAUUUGAUUAGGAGUUUUGAAAGUAAAAUAGAUAAAUUCUUGGAAGUUAUACUCAUGCCCUUCCUAAAUUUCUGUUUUGGAAUGCCAGGGAAUGUUUUCACACCAGGAAAGAUUUCUGAAAAGGUUAAAAUUCGAUGUGUUGAAGCAUUUAUUAAUAUAGUCGGACACACAGAAUGUGAAGGAUGUGUUCCGUUGCCGAAAUUGAAUGUAACGGUUUUUAAUACAUCACUAUUGGUAAAUUAUUGGAAAAAAUGGAUUAAUUACCUCGGAAGUGCUACAAAAAUUUGUGUAGAACAAAAAUUAAGGCAACAGAAUCAAAUUUCUGAUGUACAAAUCAAGUGUGUUUGGAAAUCAUUCAUAUUGACGAUAGGUGAUUUACCAGAGAACAAUGUAAGAAGAGAUCUUUUUAAUGAAACACUAUUAUUGUUGGAUUGGAUAACAAAGGACUAUGAUGGUCGAUUUAUAAGUGUGAUUGUAAAUUUGUUGACACCAACAUUGUUUGAGAAUAAUGAGAAGAUUCAAUCACUGAUGAAGUCGAAAGAUGAACAAAACGCACCGGCAUACAAAAUUAUCAAUGUACUCAAUAAGCUGGAGCUCAACAAUGUGGAAGACAGGCGUACAGUUAUAAACAAUUUAAAAUUACUAACUAAUUGGAUGAUGCAAGAUUCCAUUAAAACAUCGACCAAAAAGAUUGAGUGGUAUGUGAAGACAUUGCCGUCCCACAGCAUGGUUCAGUGGACUGCCCUGGCCGAGUCGAUCAGGUCCUGUGACAGAUGGUGUCCAAACGUGCUUACCAAAGUGCUGCUCUGGCCAUUGAAGCAUAUGAACAAUUUUGUUACAAUAGAGGAAGCAACAGCUGCUUGGCACCAGCUACACAAUCUAAGGCCAAUGUUGGAACAAUCAUUUGACAAUGAGGUUGUCAAAUUAAUGGGCCAGAGUGUGGAUCAACAGUCAUGUGUAUUUAUUUCGAUUACUACAAUCGCUAUACUGCAACAAAAACUACAGAAGGAAGAUACUGAUUUGUCUGAAGAGUUAACAUUAAUUAUUUCGUCGACGGGUAAUAUGAAUGGAAAACAAAUGGAAGAAAUAAUUCCAUCGCUUUCUAGUAUUAUAAUUAUGAUUCUGAAUAGAUUGAAAAAUAGUGAAAAUAUCAAGAUAGCAGAACAAAUAAUAUCUAUUAUUAACAACAUAAUGAAAGUAUACAGUUUAAUGAUGAAGGAACAAACUGAUAAUGUUAAUCUCGUUAAAAAUCUGGAAAAUAUUUUUAAUUCAUUACAAGCUACCUUGAGCUUAGAGGUCAACACAAAACUAAAAUCACAACUAGUAGAUCAGUUGAAAGAAUGUGCACCAUAUUUCAAACAUGAAAAAAUGCUUAAGAAACAUAUUUUAUCCAUUUAUAAAUUAUCAUCAAAUAAAGACAUUCCGGAUCAUAUUGCUAGAGAAGUUUUACAAGCAUUUGAUAUUGUUGGCGAAUCGAGUACUCCAAAUCAAACCCAGAAUCAAAAAGCAGAAAUAGAUAAAUUUACAAUUCCAAGUGGUAAAGUUGGAAAAGAAAUAAAAAAAGAAGCAAGUAUAAUAAAUACUGUAGUGGAAAACGGAGAAGAGUUUGUAGUUGUUAAAUCAAACUGGAAAUUCAAUCCUAGAAAAUUAACAGAUAAUCAGAAAGAAAAACUACAAAGAAAAAGAGAAGAUAUACCAGCGUUAUAUCAAGAUCUGUCUCAGUCACAAGAUCAGUUUAAAUUAACAACUUGGAAAACAGAUUCACAAGACACAAAUACUACUUCAAGUAAAUCGACAAAUACGGUGGAUAAUGAGGAUGUUUCUUUGAUCCUUAAAAAUAUUCCUAAUUCUGAGUUUAUACCCAAAAUAAUAGAAAAUGUCCUUGUCAAACCAGAAUCAAAUGUCAUAUUACAAAAUAAUGAAAAGCAGAUAAACGCUAAUAAUGAUAAACCUGAAAACAAUAAGACAAAGAAAGUAAAAACUAAUGUUAGAGAUUCUAAAUCUCCGCGGAUGGCAUUGAAAGAUCGGGUUUUUCGUAAUAUGCGUAAUUUGAUGGAAAAUUCCAAUUUAAAUCAUGACUCCAAUGUUAUAAUUUCCAAUAGUACAGAAAACCUCCUAAAAACUCCUUUAAGUAACAAAGAAAGGCCGUGUACGAAUGUCACAAAUUCUGCACCUUCACAAAUUAAUUCAGAUAGACCUUCACGAGUAAAAAGGAAGCCUAAAAAGUUCGAUGACUUACAAUUGAUCUCUUUGGGAAAAAGACGGAAUUCAUUAAUUACAGUCGAUAAUGGUGCUGACAGUAAUGAUAACGUGGAUACUUUAAGUAAAGGUGAAAAAAAUGAAGUAGAACAAGAUCAAGAUGUAAAACAUCGUAAAUUGAUAGAUAACUCCAUUAAAAAUUCUUCAGUUAUUAUUAACGGUAUCGAUUCUCCAAACCGCAAUGAAAAUAACAAAUCAGAAGACAAUACUAGUGACACCAGUGAUUAUGUUACUGCAAAUCGAACGUUAAUAAUCAAAAAAGAACAUGAACAUGAUUCAAUUAAAGCAAAUAUAUCAAAUGUGCUGAUAAAUGAAAAUAAUAAACCAAUAGACAACAUUUCCAGACUUCAUGAUAUAAAUAAUAUUAACCCCACUCCAACGGAAACAAUAUCUAUUGACGACAAAGAUGAAGAGCCUUCAGUUCCACACAAAACCAAUAAUAAUAAAAAUGAUUUGAUAAGACCUAGUAACAAAAAUAAUGAUAUGUUUACACCUAACUCUGAAAUAGGAGAUGCUAAUGAAAAAGAAAAAAGUGAACCUGAUAUUAUACAAAUAUGCAAGGAUGGUAUAGAAGAACCGACCUGUUCUGGUGAUAACAGUAACAAUGUCGAUAAAUUGUCAAACAAGCAAGUACAUUCAAAUAAAAAAAUAUACAAAUCCCGUAUUGAGAGAGAAUUGGCAAUCGACAUGGUUGAAGGGCAUCCAUUUUUGAAAGCUCAAUCUGAAAAGCGGUCCACGAGAAAGUCUUUGGUAAACUCUCCCAGGAAGAAACGUUUAUCAUUUAAUUCAGAUAAUGCUAAACCUAAAAGAAAAGUAAGCAGUAAAUUAGAAAAAAAAGUAAAAGAUAAAGAUAAGGGAAAUUCAGUGACAGAUAGUCAAAACAAAGAGGACAUUUCUGCAUCACAAGAUUUUAUAGAAAGUUCUCAAGAUUCAACUGUCACUACAAUAUCUGUUAAACCUUUCAAACCCCAAGAACAGUUGAAAAAGAUGCCUAUGGUCGUUGUACACGAUGUCGAACUUUUAACGCUUACAGGGACGCAAGAUUUUACAGAUGUUCCAGUUGAUAUAGAUAUAACAAAUAUAGAAGGUAACAGUGAUAUUGAAUUAUCUUCUAAUAAGACAAACUUGGCUAACCUUACUGAAGAAAUGGAUACACAACCUGUAAAUUGUACUGACUUGAAAGAAACAAUUGAUUUAAAUGAAGGUGCUGAUAUUCCGAUUGUUGAAAAUGCUGGACUUGUUUCCUUAGGAAAGGACACUCAAAAUACGCCUGAUGCCGAUACACAGCCUGUUGAUCCUGACACGUUUUUGAAAACGAAUGUAUCCUAUUUGUUUGGUGCAGAAGAAAAUGCACAAGUUGUUGAUAUUUCCAAAACAAGUGAUAUAAAUGACAAAACUACAGCAACUAUGGCCGUGAACAAUGACGUUAAUGUGUCACCAACAGCAACGGCUGAAGAUUUAACUGAAACUUUAUCUGCAUCUGUGUUAAUGGAUGUCGAGAAGGAGGACUCUAGUUCUUCAUGUAAUAAUGAACAACGAAAAAAGGACUUUUUCGAUAACACAUUACAAAUAUCGCCAAUAAAAUCAAUGAGCCCCGUUCGAGAACAUGAAUCGCCGUCACGUGAAACCAGUAGCGAUUAUGUUUUGAUAAAACUAACUUCACCAGUACAAAGCAAUGGUGAACCGUUUGAAAUUUGCGAAUCCCCUGAAGUGUUCACGGAAGACAAACUGUCACCCGAUAAGAGAGACUUAUCACCGCCACGGGAAGAAGUUUCCAUAAAGAAUACAAGCCCUAGUUCAGCUUUGUCAUUGAAAAGAAAUAGACCCACAAUGAGACCCGGUGGUAGAGCGGCACAAAUGUUAGGCCUGUGUGUACCAGAUAGAUUACAAACGUUGAUGACAUCAGAGAAGCCCACAGAAGCUGAAGAAUCUAAAAGGAGUCCUUCACUUAAUACAUCUGUGAAAAGAAACUUAAAAGCUCUAUAUCAUAAUAGUACUAGUGGAGAAAACAACGAUAACAUAAAUGAUACUGAUGACAGCAAUAAUUUUCUCAAAUUUGAAAGAAGUUUGCCUGCUACAGACUGCAGUCCUUCUGGACCUAUUUUAAAAAGAAAAUUAAUGGACAUCACAGAUGAAGCCACUGCGUCACCGGCAAGUAAAAGAAAACGUGUGAGUUUCCACGAUCCUCCCGUCUCCACAACUAUUUGCGUGAAAAAGUAUUUAGAACCUAACAUAGUUCGGUCUCCACAAAAUUCAGCCGCCAAACGAUUAGAAAGGCAGGCGCGCGCACAAACAGCGAUAAAAUCAGUUAAAAGAUUGGACAACGCUUUUAAAUUGGAGUCCAUAUUAACGAAAGCUGUUGAAAGUUUCUCUGAGGCAAACGAAACCCAAAUUAUGACUGACGACACGGAAAUGAGUUCUCUAGAGGAUACGCCAGUCGUAGAAGUGAUCAAACCCAGCGACUUGAAUGAUACGGAACCAAUUUGCAAGGAACUUGUUGACUGUCAAGAGCAAAUAAAAUACAUAGCAGCAGAGCUGUCAUCACCUGCAAUGAAAGACCUAUUGGUAAAAGAUUUUGAAGGUAAAGUGGAGACUAUUGGGGACUUGGCGAAGAUGACUGAGCUAGAGGUCAAUCGGCUUUGCAUUAAGGCACCCAAAGUUGAGGUCGCAAAGACCGCUUUGUUAAAAUAUUUAUCAACGAUUAGUGAGAAUAAGGUUAGUGAGGAAAUAACCCCUAACUCUGAAGUAGCUGUCAGUGAGUCGAAUGACAAUAUUGAAAAUAAUUGCACAAAGACACAGGAGCCAGAUGUAGUUGAAUUAUGUGAUACAUUAUUGGAGAAGAUAAGUAACGGAGACGACAUACAUAAUAUGUUGUCCAUUCUAAAGGACAAAAUGGUCAACACCUUGCAAUAUGAUGAUCUCAUGUCAUUCUGCAUCAGUUUGCUAUCCCAAUUACAUGACAAACAUAGACUACUAAAAUAGGUUUCUUUUGAACCGACUUCCAAAAAGGAGGAGGUUCUACGUUCGGCUGUAUGUAUGUUUUUUUUUUGUUUUGACUUUAAGUUUUAAUAUUUGACCAUUAAAUUGAUUUUAUGGUUGUAUUUGUUUUUAUGAAAUUUACGAAUGUAUUGUGGGGUGUAAAUGAUUUUUAUUAUAUUAAUAUUUGUGGUAGGCUUAGGAUUCGCUACACGAGACGUCUCGUGACGAGAGAUUGUUGAACAAUUUGUUGAGCUUCGGAACGAGAUAAUGUACCACGCAAUUUGCAGGACAUUGUGCAUAUUUCCAUACCAUCAAAGCUAGCUACUCAAUUUACAGCGUUACGACCGGUUGUAUUAUUAGCUGCUUUUGUGUGUGACUGUCGCGUCCCAGCAUGACGUCCGGACGUAUCUCCCAAUUGAUUUACAAUUUAAUGAAGCCUGGAAUUGGUGCCAGUGACUAAAUAGUUUCGGAGUAAAAUGUUAGUUUGAUUUGGACCUAUAAUUAAAGUCAAGGAGAUAAGGAAUAUGCUGAUACUAUUGCAAAUGAUAACAAUGUUUACGUAUCUUCCAUACGGUCAGCUUUUCAUGACUAUUUAGUUUUCGAGACGAAAAUAUUUGACCUCGAUUCGACGCAUUUUUAAAUUCAGUUAUCAACGAAUGCGUAUUGGUUGUAUCGACUAAUUUUUUAUCCGACUAGCAAAAAAAGGAAGUAGGAUUUAGCCGUCCGUGUAAGUUUGUGUUUGCGUAUAUUCCACAUAGUCAAGUAUUGUCGAUUUUGAUGGGUCAAUCUGAAUAUUCUAUUCCACCAUAGCAUAACAAUUAUGUCGAAUUUUGAUGUGUCAAUCUAGAGCUAACUAGUAAUUUUGUUUUCUUUUAUAUUCUCUGUCUAACUGAACAAAUAUACUCUCUGUAUACUGUUACACAGAAAUAUGGAAAUGAGGCUAAUAUAUUGAUUUAUGAACGUCAUUACUAAAAUAUAAUCAUAAUACUAUCUUGUUUUAGUUUAUUAUAGUAUGUCUCGCUUGCUAGGCUUUCCCAAGGAUGCAAGUGAGCCCUAAGCAUUUUAAAUUUGUCUACAUACUUAUAUUUUGUAUGAAUUUGUCUGUUGCGGUGACCCGCUAUUGGACUCGAGCUGGAGUGAUCUGAUCUACCUCAUUUUAUAAAUGCUGAAAGGGUGUAAGCUCAUGUUCUUACCAUAAAUAGGCAAGUGUGGAGUUUGAGUCUUGGUGAAUUUGGGAAGUAUAGUCGAAUGCAAUCUUUAUGACUUUUCCGAAAUAAGGUGCGGUGGCGUGCACGAGGUUUUUAACUAUGUUAUGCACUAUAAAUAAAAAUUUGAAAAUUCCUUGUCCAACUAAAUCUGUGGUCCUACGUAGAUUUAUAUUGAGUCUUUAGGGUAGGCAGUGCAUUUUUGCAUCUAUGAAGUGCGCGCCACUGCCUACGCGCAGGUUGUACAAAAACUAAGACGCGUGAGGCGACUUCGAGUGGGCUUGGGAUCGCGCGCGAGGUGUAUACCUACCGCCGCGCUCCUGCGUAACCGGUUAUGCCUAAAAUCUUGUAUUUCGCAGCUUAACGAUGUUCGGAAAUGUCACAAGGAUUGUAUCCGACUCAGGUUUCAAGGUUCUGAUCCUGAGUAAUUGUCUAAGUAUAAAAGGAGGUGGUCCAUAAUUGUAAGGAGCCCAGGAUUAGAUCAUUGUACCCUGGCAGAAAUAAUAGAAAAUGAAAUUUUUAACUAUUUUCGAUUACACAAAUCUACGAAUUUAAUUUAUUUAUCUCCCAAGAAAUGCAACACUAAUAUGGGUAACAAUGGCGGAUUGAUGAGGUUUUCAACGCAAUAGUCGUUUUGACGUUUGGUGUCAAAUGUCAUGUCAUAGUUGCUUUAAGGGCGCCAUCUUGAUAUAACUCGAAAAUUUGGGUUUUAAUUUUAUUUAGAAUUUCCCCAACAAUUUCCCCGUAUUUUUUAAAUUUAAUGAUACGGGGUACAAGAGUGGACCUAAAAUGGACCAUCUCCUUUACUUUUUAUAUUUAUGUUAUGGUAGGAAUACGGGCUGACCAACUUUCAGCUUUUACCAAAUGAGAAUGUUCUGGCUCUCGUAAUAUAUCGUAGUCUGCAACACGUGUUUUAUGAUUGCUAUAGUCUUUAAUAUUGUAGGGUAGUAACGAAAAAAAAUGCAAACCAAACGGCAGCCAAGGAUAUUUUUUCACCACUGUUGAUGGCUCGUUUGUUUGAAAUUUAAAACCAGGUACAACUGAUAUUUAUUGUGUCAUUUAUAUAUUGUCAUGUCGUUUACGGAUGAUGCAAAUUAAAACGCAAUAAAUGUUAUCAAAACUAAUUUUAUUUUUAUAUAAAACAAUUCAAAUAUUUACAAUAUUCAGUCAUGAGUUGCAAUCGUGUCUGAUCACGAUAUCAUACAUAACAAUGGGGUUGUAAUAACAACAAAUGCAAGGCAAUAUCGUUACUGUAUGAAUGAGCUCUUUGUAAAAUAUAGUAAGGUAGUUAUAGCUUAUAGAUAUUAAGGUUGAUUUUUUUUAAAGGAUGAUUUAUGCUAGACCUUAUUUUACAUACUUUACAUAUAUUUUGUAUGAAAUUCAUAUAAUACCAGUCCAGAGAAAUCUCAGAGUCCAUAGAACGGUAUCGGCCCGGUCUUGGCCCGCGUAACAUGAACGCCCUUCUGUGCUACAGACGCUAGAUGUAAUACUUAGACUAAUUAGAUCAGGACCUGACUCGCUAAACAAUAUCCUUCUGUCAAAGUACAAGAUCAAUGAUCUAACACGUUUAUAAAAACGUUUUCUAUGAAAUUUAUGUUCCAUUGUUGUAAUCGUCGUGUAAGAAAUGAUCAACACCUAGUUUACUAAUAAAUGUUUACUAUUAGUAACGAGUUACGUUUCAUUUGUAUUUCUAAACUUACUUAGAUUGUAAUAAAAAAAAAAUAUCUAAAAAUAAUCGAUUCUUUAGCCGAACAGCAAAACAUCGAUCAAGUAAUCUAAAUAAUUCGGUGUAACCAGAUUAAACGAUGGGUUCGUUAAAAUUUUAUUAGUGUGUGUAAAUUUAUAGUUUGUGUGUGUGUAGUGUUGUUGUGUAAAGACACAAAGUUCUUAUAUUUUAUAUCGAUGUGAGUUUAACUCGUCCUCUUCAAAAACCACAUGCAAUUUUGUUGGUGAAUUUGGAUGCGAAACAAGUCCAUAUCCAAUUAGUCUAAGGUGUAAAAUAGACUGCGCCACAAAAGAAGUUCCACGGCUAAAACCAGAACUAAAAUUUACAGCGCCAAACACAAAUGACAAAAAGGCUGUCAUUACCAAAAGACAACUGGGCACGGCUCGUUCCAGCCACGUAGCAUAAAUCAUUCUUUUCUCGAACGGUACAUGGCAUCGGCAAUGUAUCACAAAUAAUAUAAUUAUAUACAGCGAUCUCUAAAAUACAGGUAACGUUAAAGCUUCGUAUAUCAAUGAAAACUUAUAAUUACGAUUUAUACUUGAAAUACCCACAAUAUUUACAUUUUUCUAAGGUACAUUCCCUAUAUUGUUUUCUAAAAAUAAUUAUCACACUACAGAAAUGUUUCUAUCGAGAUAUCAGUUGCCGCGGUUAUCUGCGAUCAAUAUUCGUUAUUGUAACUAUUUGUUAGCAUAUGCAUAUUAUAUGACAAAAAAUUACAUCUAUAUUCAAAAACAUUGUGAGCUUUGAAUUAAUGUAAUAUAAUAUGCGAAAUUGUUAUACAUUUUUCCAAAAUCAUGUAAAAAUUGUAUAAAAGUAACAUAUUCUGGGAUAUGAAUCCCAUUUCUUUGACGUUUAUCUUGAAAUAAUGCAUUUAUUGCAAUAUUAAGUUAGUGUAAGUUUGAUGACUGACAUCAUGUAAUUUACACGUUAUGUUUAGGAACUUAAGUUUAAAUAAAUUAUUAUGAAAAACAUUGCUAAGUUUCAUUAUGUCUUGUUUGUAAUAUAAAAUACCUAUAAUAAUAUUAUACAAAUAUAGGCCUAGCGUUGAAUUACCCUAUUAAAACGAAUAUGAAGUUCGUUAAAAUGAACGAACUUUAAUGACGUUACUGUCCAGAAAACAAUUUUUGAGCAAUUGGCUAGGCAUUUAUAACUCAGAAAGAACAGCAAAGUUAAUACAUCAUAUAACAAGUUCUUAACUAAACAAACACACAUUUAUGUCACUUGUGAGAAAGGAUAGUAUAUUAAGUGCAAGUUCACAACUUAGCGGCAGCACUAAGCGUUUGCGCGGUAAGCAGAAAUUGCAAACAUUUUUAACGCAAUCUCAAACUAAUGAUGGCAAUAAGAGCCCUUUGAAAUAAACUGAAAUUGGCGAUUUUGAGAUUAAUCAAUUUUUAUUACCGAUGACAUUAAAUAAUAUCAAUAAAGUACAAUUAUAACAUUUAUAUCGCAUGGAUAUAAACAUUUUUAA
This is a messenger RNA of Bicyclus anynana (squinting bush brown), 11056 nucleotides long. It is a transcript of the gene Rif1, whose product is annotated as telomere-associated protein RIF1. Gene Ontology annotation, biological process: telomere maintenance. Lineage: Eukaryota; Metazoa; Arthropoda; Insecta; Lepidoptera; Nymphalidae. The record is from RefSeq and is a predicted model, not a curated record. The transcript is spliced from 12 exons. Gene Ontology annotation, cellular component: nucleus. The coding region runs from base 364 to 6660 and encodes 2098 amino acids.